ACGAGGAGGUACUACUAUAUAUAUGUACUUCAUAUACUUUCUAUACUCUGCUCUACUCCAUACAUGAAGACACUGUACUCCUGAGGAUAUUUACACAUGAGGAUACUCUGCAUCUGAAGGACGAUGUUGGGUCGUGGCGUGAAGCGAAAGUGGAGCUGCCUGGAGGAGCUGGAGGUGGAGAUGGUCCCCGCCGCGGUGACGGAGGAGAAGGAGCAACGUGGGGAGGUGGAGCUCAUUGUGGCGCCGUCCAAAUCCGAGACGAACCACCUGCAGCAACGUCAGCUGGUGCUCGGCCUCUGUCUGGAGAAGCUGCAGCGUUACCAGGCCGGGAUGGAGCUCAGCCUCCGUCGCUCGGUGCUGCUCAUCAACACGCUCCGGCAGAUCCAGGAGGACAUACAGAGCGACGGGGCUGGAGCCUGCAGCCCGGACGCACUCCACAGCGCCGUCCAUCCUGACUCUCGUCUUCUCAGGGACGACUUCAGGGAAGACACGCCGGUCACUUGCCCCGGUUGUGCAGAGGGUGACGGGGACGACCUGCCUCUGACUCCACCGCUGUCCCCCGAAUUCCCGUCUCAGGAGGCAAACAGCUCGACGGACCAGCAGAAACCGCCCACCGCCACGAUCGGUGCUUUUAGUGAUGCAGUAAACGCCAUGGGCUACCUCAGCGACCUCACCCUGGACAACAUCUUUGAGGACAUUGACACGUCGAUGUACGAGACUUCAGAUCUGCCUUCUGCGUGGGCGACGGGCUCUUUGUGGCCCGUCAGCGUGACGAUGUGGGCGGACGAGGACGUGAAAAUGCGCUCGCCAGGCCACGGCUCACCUGGGAGUCUGCAGUCGUGUCUGAUGGACCUGAACGAGCUGGACCACAUCAUGGAGAUCCUGGUGAAGUCUUGAUCGCCAGGAUUGUGGAUGUUUACGACUCUUGGUCCAUUAAAGACGUGCAGCUUCUCUGACCGAGGAUCCAACACCGACGUCAGGGUCGAGGAUGAUUUUGGGAUUUUUUUUUAAAAGGCUCCAUUUGACAUUUAACUGGAAAAUGAGUUUCAAACUUCGGCUGAUGUGAAGAAAACGUUCACUUUAAAACACGUUUGCACUGUUUCUGUGGCUUCAAACGGGAGAAACAGACCAAACAUGCAGGUGGAAGAUCCAGAAAACAGAUAGACUGAGAGAAUCUGCUGUUUUUCUCUGUAUCGCUCUCUUCUGAACUGGGAUUUGUUUUUUUUUACGUGUUAUUUUCUGAUAUUUUAUUGACCAAAUUAUUUAUCAGUUAUUUCAGAAAAUCUUCUAAAGUUGGUUUAGAGCGUCAGACACAAAGUCCGGCUUCAGGUUGUCUUUUGAGUAAUCUGUGAAAAAAGAAAAUUGCAGCACUGGCGAGGGAAGUGUUGUAACAGACGGCUCGAUGCCGUUCAACAGUGUUAACGUGUCAAGAGAGGUGUGUUGAGUGUUGAUGUCACUUUUCUCUGUUUGUUUGUUUUUUAAAUUAAGUUUUUAUGUGAGUGAGUGAAUCCACUGCUCAGGAAGAAGGAACCUGAUCCGCCGGUGUGUGUGUGUGUGUGUGUGUG
Paralichthys olivaceus (Japanese flounder) is the source of this 1565-nucleotide messenger RNA. RefSeq names its product SERTA domain-containing protein 3-like. Gene Ontology annotation, molecular function: transcription regulator activity. Gene Ontology annotation, cellular component: nucleus. Lineage: Eukaryota; Metazoa; Chordata; Actinopteri; Pleuronectiformes; Paralichthyidae. The record is from RefSeq and is a predicted model, not a curated record.